Molecule: messenger RNA, 2232 nt
Organism: Protopterus annectens (West African lungfish)
Lineage: Eukaryota; Metazoa; Chordata; Ceratodontiformes; Protopteridae
Product: cytochrome P450 2K1-like
Exons: 9
Coding region: 43-1548 (501 amino acids)
Biological process (GO): xenobiotic metabolic process
Cellular component (GO): cytoplasm; intracellular membrane-bounded organelle
Molecular function (GO): heme binding; iron ion binding; oxidoreductase activity, acting on paired donors, with incorporation or reduction of molecular oxygen, reduced flavin or flavoprotein as one donor, and incorporation of one atom of oxygen
Source: RefSeq, a predicted model, not a curated record
GUUGUUCAGUUAAAGCCUAAAAUACUUUUCUUGUUUUUUAUUAUGUUGGCAAUAAACUUUCUAACUAGUUGGAUUUCAGUGUCAAAUGUUAUUCUUCUUUCUUUUUUCACCAUUUGUUACUUUUAUUUUAAAUCUAAAAAUUUAAAAACAUUUAAGUUUCCACCUGGGCCAACACCACUUCCUUUGAUAGGAAACCUUCUUUUACUGGAUGGGAAGAAACCAGACUUGACUUUAAUGCAGCUGUCAGAGAAGUAUGGCACACUAUAUACAUUUCACAUGGGCACUCAAAAGGUUGUUGUACUGACUGGUUAUGAUACAGUGAAGGAUGCUCUUAUAAACCAUGCAGAAGAAUUUGGAAACCGAGGGCGUUUGCCACUUUUUCAAAAUGCAUGCAAAGACAACGGUAUAAUUUUUGCUAAUGGAGAAUCUUGGAAACAGAUGAGAAGAUUUGCACUCUCCACACUUAGAGACUUUGGAAUGGGUAAAAAUAUCAUUGAACAACGGAUUCUGGAAGAGAGUGCAGCUCUGAUAAAGGUUUUUGAGUCUUUUAAAGGACAGCCAUUUGAGAAUACCUUGAUUAUGAGCUCUGCCUUAGCCAACAUAAUCUGUUCAAUAGUCUUUGGGUACAGGUUUGAAUAUGAUGACGAAAAAUUCAUUCGUUUUUUAAAAAUAAUCAAUGACAGUGUUAGAAUAAGUGGAACUUUAUUUAUACGGCUUUACAAUGUCUUUCCUUUCCUGGGAUUCCUUCCUGGUGUUCUAACACAAGUAAUUAAAAACAGGGAAGACUUUCAUAGAGAAGUGAAAAAGAUUCUUGUAGAAUGUAAAUCUACUCUUAAUCCCAGUGAUAUAAGAAGUUUCACUGAGGCAUUCUUUGUCAAGCAAGAAACUGAGAAAACAAAUAACGAGGCUACAUAUUUCCAUGAUGAAAACUUGCGUUUUUCAACAAUAAAUUUGUUUGGCGCUGGGACUGAUACAACUUCUACAACACUCCGAUGGGGUUUUCUUCUGAUGGCAAGAUAUCCAGAGAUACAACGUAUAGUACAGAAUGAGAUUGAUAACAUCAUUGGAUCUUUGCGACCGCCUAGUUUUAAAGAUCGUAAAAAUAUGCCAUACUGCAAUGCAGUCAUCCAUGAAAUACAAAGAUAUGGCAAUGUUGUUCCCAUGAAUCUUCAACAUGAGACAUCCAUGGAUACUCACUUCCGAGGUUAUUUCUUUCCAAAGGGAACACAAGUGAUUCCUUUGUUAUCAUCCGUACUUCAAGACAAAACUCAAUGGAAGACACCAGACUUGUUCAACCCUUCACAUUUUCUCAAUGCUGAAGGGAAGUUUGUUAAGAAGGAUGCAUUUAUGCCUUUUUCAGCUGGACGAAGAGCAUGUAUCGGAGAAAGCCUGGCCAAAAUGGAGCUUUUUCUGUUGUUUGUAGCCUUUCUGCAGAAAUUUACGUUCUGUCCUCCACCUGGUAUUACUGCAAAGGAACUUGAUCUUGAACCACGUCUGGGAGUAACACGUUCCCCAAAACCUUUACUACUGUGUGCAGUACCUCGCUAAUAUGGAAUACCAAUUUUUAUGUAUAAAGUCUAAUAAAAGAGUGAUGAAGCAAGCUGUUCUGAUUUUAUAAUGAAUGUAGCUUACUAAAUUGGAUUUGUAACAAAAAAUGUAAUUGUACCUAGAAUUGUCCCAAUUAUUUCAUGAUUUGUCACUGAUUCAGGAGGUGAGAUUAAGAGCUAUGGAAUUUCUUUCAAAUUAUAUCAGCAAGUAACAAGAAAUAUAAUUGGAACUGGAAAUGCAUGUAGCAAAAUAUUUAGCCAACACCUGCUUGGAAAGCUUUGCCUCAGACGUGUUUGUCAGACUGUUAGGAAUUAGAUUAGCUCUGACUUUACAUUCAUAGCUGCUUCUUAGAACACUUAUAAAUAAACAAGAGUUCAUUUAUAUAAGGUUCACUACACCAAUCAAAGAGCUAAUAAUAGCUCAGGGAACCUCGUACUAAAAAUAAAUAUCAAUAAGAAAAAAAAAUACAACAUAUACUUUACAAAAUGUUUUCCAAAAUUUGGGAAUAUACUUUCUUUUAAUUCCAAGUCAUCUGUUAACCUCCUUAAAAAAUAAUCUCGACAUGCUUUAAGAACACAGCUUCCUGUAUGGCAUCAGACUCAUACUGUCAACAUACUAAAGCUUGUGAUCUUUGACUGUGGAAAGCUAUUAUUUUAUUGUUUUCUUUUAUUCCAGCCUGAUAAA